Aspergillus pseudotamarii is the source of this 1866-nucleotide messenger RNA. RefSeq names its product UDP-galactofuranose transporter (gene glfB). The transcript has 6 exons. Gene Ontology annotation, molecular function: antiporter activity. Lineage: Eukaryota; Fungi; Ascomycota; Eurotiomycetes; Eurotiales; Aspergillaceae. Gene Ontology annotation, cellular component: Golgi apparatus; endosome; trans-Golgi network. The record is from RefSeq and is a predicted model, not a curated record. Bases 112 to 1314 code for a protein of 400 amino acids.
GUCGUUUCAUCUUCACCCGUGGCCUCCGCGCAAUUUAGCCAAAGCAGCCUUCUACGGCCGCGACCCUUCGAGUUCCAACGUUUUCUAUCAGACCAAAGUCGUAUCCUAAAAAUGAGCUCCGAAGGAGAAAAGGCCAGAACCUCCGGCGAGGUCUCCCGCCCGGAACCCAGUCUGCCUACUGUUAACCCGGCCGCUGAGAGGGCAGAGCCUCCCAAGCCUGCCUUCCAUCCCGCAGUUUAUGUGACUGUUUGGAUUACUCUGAGUUCCAGCGUCAUUCUGUUCAACAAGCACAUCCUCGAUUAUGCUCAGUUCCGCUUCCCUAUUAUCCUUACCACAUGGCAUUUGGCAUUCGCGACCUUCAUGACCCAAGUUCUCGCCCGCACCACCACCUUACUCGAUGGCAGGAAAACUGUUAAGAUGACUGGCCGGGUUUAUCUCCGCGCUAUCGUCCCUAUUGGUCUUUUCUUCAGCUUGAGUUUGAUUUGCGGUAAUAUGACUUACUUGUACCUGAGUGUUGCAUUCAUUCAGAUGCUCAAGGCUACCACUCCGGUCGCUGUGCUCUUCGCCACCUGGGGAAUGGGAAUGGCUCCUGUGAAUUACAAGGUGCUCAUGAACGUGUCCCUGAUUGUCAUUGGUGUCAUUAUCGCAUCUUUCGGUGAGAUCAAGUUCGUCCUCACGGGAUUCCUCUUCCAAAUCGGUGGUAUUAUCUUCGAGGCCACUCGUCUGGUCAUGGUGCAGCGUCUGCUUAGCUCCGCCGAGUACAAGAUGGACCCUCUUGUCUCCCUGUACUACUUCGCUCCUGUUUGCGCUGUGAUGAACGGUGUCACUGCUCUGUUCAUGGAGGUCCCUCAUGUCACCAUGGACCACGUUUACCGCGUGGGUGUCUGGACCCUGUUGCUGAACGCUGUUGUUGCUUUCCUGCUGAACGUUUCGGUUGUCUUCCUGAUCGGAAAGACCUCAUCCCUCGUCAUGACCCUCUGCGGUGUUCUGAAGGAUAUCCUCCUGGUUAUUGCGUCGAUGAUGAUCUGGCAGACUCCCGUUACCCUUACCCAGUUCUUCGGUUAUUCCAUUGCCCUCGUUGGUCUCGUCUACUACAAGCUUGGUGGUGAUAAGAUCAAGGAAUACACCAGCCAGGCCAACCGUGCCUGGGCUGAAUACGGUGCCAACCACCCCGCCAAGCGCAAGUCCAUCAUCAUCGGUGCUAUUGUCCUCAUCUUUUUCCUGUUGGCUGGAUCCAUGGCACCCAGCUAUGCUGGCGGCUCUGUUGACAGAGUCAAGGGCUUGCUCGGUGGCGCCACUGCUGGAAACGCAUAAAAGGCGCUACCAGGCUUUGUGAGGUGUUUUGUCCCAGACAGAUACGGAGUGGAUGCAUCCUGAACACGGAGCGGUUUCAGGUGCCAUGUGAAACUGAACGACACAGACCUACCAACCUUCAUUUCUUUACUUAUUUAUACCACUAUUUACACAGUGGGCCUCAUGAUAAACCUUAUGGCCCGCAGCUUAAAAGAUAAUGCCUGUCAGCUGCAGUAAUCCCGCGGGAUGGACACCCGGAGUGCCAGGAGAUACGGCCACAUGCAGGGAAUGCAGCCUGUGCCUGAUGAACACUGGAUGUCAUCUCGAGGGGUCGUGAUAUGACUUGUGGAUCUCGCUCGGGAGGUCCCCCCCCCUUGCCUUUUGUUGUUUACGGUGUCAAUCCUUCUUUGGAUUCCAUUGUAUUGUUUGAGAUUUGAUGAACAUUUGUGUCACGCUAAACUAGCACGAGGUUCUGGUGUCGGGAUAUUGCUUUUAUCUAGCUCUUGAUAUUGUUCCGCAUUCCUUCUUGUGACUAUAGAUUUAUUCUUUUCUAUUUCUUCUAACAAAAUAGAC